CACAGUCCGCCGCUACGACGAGAGCGAGCGAUAGCAAAGACUACAGCGACCGAGCUUAGAGCGGAAGAAAGAAAAAAAAAAAAAGUCCCGCAUUUUAGGUUUCUUUGCCCAUUGCCUAUUUUUCCCGGAUAAUAUAAAGCAACAAACCCUUCAUUUAUUCCUGAGAGAGAGAGGGUGUGCUUCUUCAUUGGGCUGAUGGCCGUGGUGAGCUCGGCGGGGUCGAGCGGCGUGGGGGAGAUCGAGGAGGCGCCGGCGGUGGAGGAGGAGAAGGUUUAUGUGGCGGUGGGGCAGGAGUUCAAGGCCGGGAAGGCCAACUUGUCGUGGGUGCUUCGGUGCACCUCCCGGGACGCGAAGAUUGUCAUCGUUCACGUUCACAGGCCCGCCCAGAUGAUCAACAUGCUUGGGGGCAGAUUUCCUGCAAGCUCACUAAAGCCACAGCAGGUCAAUGCAUACAGACAAUUUGAGAGGGAUAAGAUGAAUAAAAGUUUAGAUGAAUACAUUGCUUUGUGCUCACAGCUAAAGGUAAGAGCUGAGAAACUAGUAAUUGAGACGGACAAUGUUGGGAAAGGGCUGGUAGAGCUCAUUGCUCAAUAUGGGAUCACGAAGCUUGUCAUGGGAGCAGCAGCGGACAAGCACUAUACAAAGAAAAUGAAAGUGCCCAAGUCCAAGACUGCAAUCACUGUUAAAGAAGAAGCUGAUCCAUCAUGCAAGAUAUGGUUCGUUUGCAAAGGAAGCCUUAUCUGUACCAGGGAAGCCGGUUUAGAUGCAUCUGGAAUAUCACAAUCGCCCACAGCCAGCUCUAGCUCAAUAUCUAGCCAGUCUGAACAGUUGAGAUCAUUGUCGUUAUGUCAAGGGCAAUCUGGAUUGAUGAACAGGCACGCAAACCCUGUGCAAGAUCUUUUCAGGCACAGGUCAAGAUCUGAGAAUUAUGGUUCUCCUGAUGGUGAACGUUUGGGAGUGGUAUCCCCGUUGGGGCCUGUUAGAACAUCGACUCAACACAGCAGGUUAAGCACAGAGGGAAGCUCAAUUGAUCCAUGGGAAGGGAUUUCAAGGAGAAGUUCUCAGAGUUCUGACCCUUCAUCAUGGUCAGCAAGUGAUGAAUUACUUAGCAACUCUGGUUCAUUUUCACUGCCUAAGGAUGAUGAGAGUGAAAUUGGGUCUGUAAGGUUACCAUCAGUGCAUGAGUCCAACCAGGAUCUUCAAUUUUCAUCUCCACAUCAUGAGCUGGAAGACUUGGGUUUAGAUGCCGAUGUAUACACUAAACUUCAACAAGCCCUAACAGAGGCUGAGAACUUAAAAAACGAAGCUUAUGAAGAGUCACGUAGGCGUCAGAAAACUGAGAAGGAGCUGGUUGUGGUUCUGCAGAAAGCCAAGGCAUCAGAGGACUUACAUGCCAAGGAGGUAAAACAAAGGAAAGAAAUUGAGGAAACACUCGCAAGAGAAAAGCAGGAAGUAGAAAAGCUAAAAAAUCAGCAAGAUGAAAUAAACGAACAACUCCGAAAGGCAAACGAGCAGAGGUUGGCAUUGGAACUUCAGAUUGCUGAUUCUGAUUGUAUUGCCAAGGAUUUAAAAGAAAAACUAUCAGCAGCCCGAUACCUCCUCCAUUCUCUCCAAGCAGAAAAUGAGGUGCUGCAGCGGGAGCGAGAUAAUGCAGUUAAAGAAGCUGAAGAGCUACGUCAGAGGAGAGAGCGGUUGAUCACUGGUAAUCAUGAGGAAUUGAAUGCUGAGUUUUCCUACUCAGAUCUUGAGCAAGCAACUCAAAAUUUCAGUGAUUCACUGAUGAUUGGAGAAGGUGGAUUUGGAAGGGUGUAUAAAGGUUUUCUCCGCAACACUGCCGUGGCUAUAAAGAUGUUGCAUCCUGGAAGUCUGCAAGGUCGAUCAGAGUUCCAUCAAGAGGUAGCUGUUCUCAGUAAGGUGAGGCACCCAAAUCUGGUUACACUCAUAGGAGCAAGCUCAGAAUCUUGGGCUCUUGUGUAUGAGUUCCUUCCCAAUGGAAGCCUCGAAGACCGUCUUACCCGCAUGAACAAUACGCCACCCCUCACAUGGCAAGUCCGUACCCGGAUUAUUGCGGAGAUUUGUUCAGCUCUGAUCUUCCUACACUCGAAUAAGCCCCACCCUGUGGUUCAUGGUGACCUCAAGCCUGAUAACAUCCUUCUUGAUGCCAAUUUUGUUAGCAAGCUUGGUGACUUUGGGAUCUGCCGUCUUAUCAUCCAGUCCAGUACUACCACUGCAACUCUCUACUGCCACACACACCCCAAGGGCACCUUUGCUUACAUGGAUCCUGAAUUUCUUAUCACUGGGGAACUCACACCACAAUCUGAUGUCUACUCCUUUGGGAUCAUAAUCCUACGACUCUUGACUGGGAGACCUGCCUUGGGCAUUAGUAGAGAAGUACAGAAUGCCUUGGAUAAAGGAUCCCUGCAUGAUACGAUUGAUCCCUCAGCAGGUGACUGGCCUUUUGUGCAGGCCAAACAGUUGGCCCACUUGGGUGUGAGAUGCUGCAAGAUGAGCCGGAAAAGCCGUCCAGAUCUCAUGGGGGAUGCUUGGAGGGUGAUUGAGCCCAUGACAAAGGCUGCUUCAUUAUCUCUGUCACCAUCAUCAUUUGGGUCAUUCUCAUCUGACAAUAACCGCAUCCCAUCCUACUUCAUCUGUCCAAUACUUCAGGAGAUCAUGAAGGAUCCACACAUAGCAGCAGAUGGCUUCACGUAUGAAGCUGAGGCUAUACGAAGUUGGAUUGAUGGCGGGCACAACACCUCACCUAUGACCAACCUAAUGCUUCCCCAUUGCGAGCUUAUUCCAAACCGUGCUCUUCGUUCUGCCAUCCUGGAAUGGCAGCAGCAGCAGGUGUUGUGAAUCUUUGCUCAUUUGUAAUAUCUUUGACACUCUUCAUUUCUCAAUUGUCUAUGCAUGUAUUCAGAUCCCAACCAUGAAGAAUAUUUUUGUGUGUAUUUGUAUGAUUAGCUAGAUGUUGUUUCUAAAUUAAUCCAGGAGUAAAAGGUGUAACUGAAUUCUUUUGUUUAUGUAAAUUUUUGAAUUUUUCUGCCGUCA
Elaeis guineensis (African oil palm) is the source of this 3048-nucleotide messenger RNA. Its product is annotated as U-box domain-containing protein 33. Lineage: Eukaryota; Viridiplantae; Streptophyta; Magnoliopsida; Arecales; Arecaceae. Gene Ontology annotation, molecular function: ATP binding; ubiquitin-protein transferase activity; protein kinase activity. Gene Ontology annotation, biological process: protein phosphorylation; protein ubiquitination. The record is from RefSeq and is a predicted model, not a curated record.